Messenger RNA from Exophiala aquamarina CBS 119918, 228 nucleotides. Its product is annotated as dynamin GTPase. The transcript has a single exon. Lineage: Eukaryota; Fungi; Ascomycota; Eurotiomycetes; Chaetothyriales; Herpotrichiellaceae. Gene Ontology annotation, molecular function: microtubule binding; GTPase activity. The annotation marks the transcript as partial. The record is from RefSeq and is a predicted model, not a curated record. Gene Ontology annotation, cellular component: membrane; cytoplasm; microtubule.
CGUGAUCUCCUCAACAUGAUCAGCGGGCUUCGCUCGGAAGGCUUCAGUCAUUACGGCGACCUACCCCAGAUCAUUGUUUGUGGCGACCAAUCCUCAGGCAAGAGCUCGGUCCUCGAGGCAAUAUCUAGGUUUUCAUCUCCUCGGAAGGAUAAUAAUCUGUGUACGAGGUUCGCAACAGAGGUCAUCUUACAACGGGGUCCUUCCGAGUAUGCUAACGUCUCGAUCACU